Molecule: messenger RNA, 4880 nt
Organism: Macrosteles quadrilineatus (aster leafhopper)
Lineage: Eukaryota; Metazoa; Arthropoda; Insecta; Hemiptera; Cicadellidae
Gene: Rich
Product: guanine nucleotide exchange factor subunit Rich
Exons: 30
Coding region: 108-4430 (1440 amino acids)
Biological process (GO): retrograde transport, endosome to Golgi; intracellular protein transport
Cellular component (GO): cytosol; Golgi membrane; Ric1-Rgp1 guanyl-nucleotide exchange factor complex
Molecular function (GO): protein binding
Source: RefSeq, a predicted model, not a curated record
AGUCGAAGUGUCACUUAAUUUAGUUAACCAAAACCAAACCCAAACAAUCUUGUGAUGAAAGUGUCAGUGUUAUUUCUCGUAAUUUAAUUUAAUUUUGUAAAUUCAAAAUGUAUUUUGCUUUAGGAUGGCCUAAAGUACUAAAUUUGCCACAUUUAAAUAACUGCUCAAUUCGUCAAGUAAUAUGUAACAGGGACAAAACCUACUUUGCCAUUCUGUCAGAUGACACUUUGUCAAUAUUUUUUUGCAAGCCAUGUCUUCCAAUUACACUGCACAGGCGGUCUCACGAGUCUGUGGAAGAUAUUGGAAUGAACGAGUCUGUAGAAUGGAGGCCGGACUCAAGUAUGCUGGUUGUUGCUACAUCUGGAGGGUUCCUCGUGUACUACCACCUGACAGCGGACAGCUGGCAAAAGGGACUGUAUGAGCAGGUUGACUCGCCCCAACCUAACCUCCGCAGAGACAGUGCAGAGCUAUUUGUCAAAGAGGUUGUGCCGCCCCUUCAACUGUCUUUGGGCCAGGAAGUAGCCGUGGGAGGAGGUAUUCUCAGCAUGGUCUGUAUGAGAGAUGAGCUGAUGGUCUCUACCACACGAGGCCAUGUGCUGAGAUACCGCUGGGACUGUACACAGAACAGAGAUUACUGCCUGGACCUGCGCAGAAUACCUUUCUGUAUAGACCAACAGGUUUCCAAAGCUGUGCCUAUCGUCCAGCAGAACACCUACAUUACACACAUAGACUACUCUCCUCUCAACUGUGGGUUUGCUGUUGUCUUUAACGACGGCCGAGCUGCUUUCUUGAUUGCUCCCAGCUACAAGUUUGAUCCGAACCAAGUUCAAGGCAUCUGGGCUCCCAACAUUGAUGAUGCAACUUGUGCCACAGUGAACCACAAGUAUAGACUCAUCACCUUCGGGAGAAAGAAUUCUCAUGGUGCAGUUUUCUGUAUGGAUGAGAGUAGUGGAGGUCUUGAGUUGUGUCAUGAGCUCAGUCUGUCUCCACAAGUCUAUCCUGGGGAAGUGGGGCCUGUAUGUUGUCUUAGGUGGACCCCUGAUGGAUGUGCGAUGGCCAUGGCCUGGAGUAGAGGAGGAUUCUCAGUGUGGAGCACAUUCGGAGCUCUGCUGGUCUGUAGUCUAGGAUGGGACUACGGUCUACAUGUGGAUCUUGCCAGGUUCAACCCACUCAACAUAGUGGACAUGGAAUGGUCACUAGAAGGAUAUCAGCUGUGGAUGGUGAAGCGACAUGAUCCCGGAGGGAACAACAACAACAACAGUGAAAACAAUACCAACAACAACAGCGAGUCUGCCAAUGACAAUACGGAGACAACUCCGAGAGACACCAUCAUACAGCUGGGCUUUGUCAAAAGUGCCUUAACCGUCAACCCUUGCAUGAGUCGACAAACUCAUCUCUACCUGCAAGGAGAAGACAGACUGUACGUGAACCUUAGUCCUGGAUUAACAAAGGUUUAUGAGAUGAGAGCAUCCCUAGAGGAAGACAAACCCUUGCCUCAUCUCAAGGUGACAUCUGCACUGGUAGAGAACAAACAGUGGUUGGUGAUAUUGCUGCCAUCUUUGUACUCUGCAACAAAUUGGCCAAUCAGGUACACAGCGGUUGACAGUGAGGGGAGCAACAUAGCAGUGGCUGGCAAGAACGGACUCGCUCACUACUCUCUGUCCACCAAGAGAUGGAAGCUGUUUGGCAACGAGACGCAGGAGAAGGACAUGAUGGUGAUGGGAGGACUGUUAUGGUGGCAACAGUACAUAGUGGCUGGCUGCUACAGUUCACCUGAUGAGGAAGACCAGAUCCGCAUCUACCCUAGAGACAUGAGAUUGUCUAAUGAACACAUGACAAUGAUACAGUUGUCUGCUCAGAUCUUCCUGUUAGACUGUCUGCAAGAUAGAUUGUUGGUGUACUCUGCAGACGGGCAGAUCAACAUAUUUACACUGCAACAGAAUGACAACUCUAGUCCAGGCAUGGUUGUGGACGUGAGAUGUAUACAGAGGCUAGACAUGAAUGCUCUGCUGGUACAUCCUGCGUGUGUGGUGUCAGUGACAUUGACUGCUCUGCGUACAGAGCCUACCAGGAGAGAAGACCCUCACUACAGGGACAGCUUCCUGCUCAAUAUCAGCGGCAGACUGUUGAUGGUCAGCCAAAACAACAAUCAACACCAGGUGUUAGCUCCACCGCAGGGACUGGCAUCUUGUGUAGAGAAUGUGUGGGUCCCUGGCAAGUUCCUACAUGCCAAGCCUCACCUGACAGAGGCCCUGUGGCUGUUCUGUGGUGCACAGGGCAUGAGAGUCUGGCUGCCGCUGUUUCCUCGGGACGGAGACAAGUCACACACGUUUAUGAGCAAACGCAUCAUGCUGCCCUUCCAGCUCAGAAUUUACCCACUAGCAAUAUUAUUUGAAGAAGCAAUUUUACUUGGUGCUGAAAACGACACUAUGCUCUACACCUCAGAUUCUAACUCACCCUUCUCUCUACCCUUCUGUACGUUAGAGAGAACUAGUCAAGUAUACCUGCAUCAGAUUCUGAGACAGCUGAUACGCCGCAAUCUCGGGUUCCAUGCUUGGGAGAUAGCCAGAGGCUGCUCGGCAUUGCCUUACUUCUCUCACUCGUUGGAACUACUGCUUCACGAGGUCCUGGAAGAAGAAGCCACGAGUAAGGAGCCAAUCCCGGACGCUCAGCUGCCGAGUGUGGUUGAGUUUAUACAAGAGUUCCCCGUCUACCUAGAGACUAUAGUACAGUGUGCUCGUAAAACUGAGAUAGCACUGUGGCCGUAUCUGUUUGCGGCAGCUGGCAAACCUAAGGAUCUGUUCCAUGAGUGUUUGGUCAACAAACAACUAGAUACUGCUGCGUCGUACCUCAUCAUAUUACAGAACAUGGAGUCAUCCACAGUCAGUAGACAGUAUGCCACCAUGCUGCUGGACUCCACGCUGGAGAGUGGCAAAUGGGAGUUGUCCAAGGAUCUUGUUCGCUUCCUCAAGGCUAUUGAUCCAAACGAUGCGGAAUCAGCGGAUUCUCCCAGAACAUCAUUCAUCCACGCCAACAAAUACGGAGUCCCUCAACCUCCACCAGUCAACCCCAACGAGGAAGAUCUGUCCCUGGUGCUUGGCAGUAUGCAGGUUUCAAGGGGCCGCAGUUUUAGCACCACAGUGAACCCCAAGCUGCAGAUGGUAGAACCCAUGUCUCAUGCUGCGGAUGUGGCAAGUCUGCGCAGGAAAAAGUCUGUUCCCACUGCAAAAUCUGACAACAGGAGCAGGUCAUGUAUAUCCACGCCAGGUGCUGGAGGAGGGUCGGCAGAAGAGUUUUUCAUGGACGUGAUGGUACAGCGGCACGCCCGUCGUCUGCUGUGUGACCACAGACUGGGGGACCUGGGACGACUGUCUGCCCAUCUGGACUUUCCUCUGGUGGGGUGGCUUGCUAGAGAGCGUGACCGUGCUGCCAGGGUUGACCACUUUGUCACUGCACUGAAAGACCUCCACUCUGACUUCAACUGGCCUUUCCCCACACUAGUGGCUACGCAGGGACUGUUGAUCGGCAGAAAGACUUCAGCAACUUCCGGAUUCAACAAAAUUGCUUCCAAUGAUUACUGUCCAACAACAACUAACUCCUAUGGUUACAUGUCGUCUGCCAUGUCUACACCCACGUUGGACGAGAGGAUGAGGGGCCUCAGUGUUGAGGUGCCAGAGAGUGGCAGUAGAGUGGGUGACAGUGGCUACAUGAGUCAAGACCCUCUAGUGCGACCCAUUGACAACCCUCAACUCAUGCCUCACCUUGCUGAUGAGCGCAGUAUUGUCAGUGACAGUGAGAGCUGGUGGUGUGGAGAGGACUGGGAACAGUGCACCAGUGACAGUUGGAGUGACAUUCCUAGUGUGCAGCUACUAGAGCAGAUAUCACAAGAGGUGUCGGCAAACAAGGGCUCGUCCAAGGCUGAAGUGCAACUCAGAUAUCUUCUCCAAAUCCUCAUGGAAGCAGGGUGUUUAGAGUGGUCACUUCUCAUCUCUAUCUUGUUGCGAGAUGCAAUGGCUGUUCAUAGGACUACCAACGCAGCUCGCUCAGUAGAACACACAUACGAGGCAGUGAUCAGGCUCAAGGAAGGACUACUGUGUCUCUACCACUGGAGCAACACUGAAUGCCUUGGCUACAAGCCGUUCAUGAUGGCCAUACACAACCAGGCAGUGGUGUUGUCUAAGCUGCUCAGUACCAAGCCUCCACCAACCCCCGUCAGCCCACCCCCGCCCAAGGCUCGCACCCCACCCAUCAGUUCUGUCGGCGUUGCCAGGUCCAGGACGACAAGUGGGUCGAGUAUUCACUCAGAGACGAUCACAGAGCCAAACACGGAAGUGGAGGAGGAGGAAUUGGAGGAUAGAGAAGGAAGAACUUCUCCUUCCCCUUCGACAGCUUCAUCUCACACUGAGCCGACGUCUUGCAGCGUCUCGUAACUGUGGCGAUCAACGAUGAGCGAUUUUAUACCUCUCCACAUCUCACUUGGUGUGUGCAGGAGGAGAAACGAAAUAUGUUACGAAACAAAUGGUAAUGUUAAGAAUCUUUAAGCUUUAUUUAUUCUUAAGUGUUGAAAUUUCCUUUAUUUGCAUCAGUGAGGUGUCCUGGAUGAAGUGUUAGGGAGGCAUUGUAAAAGAAAAGGCAAUAUUUGUGUUUUCUUUUUGCAAAGAAGCUAUUAUUACUGUAUGAUGAGCUAUUACUGAUUGGGGUACUUCAUUAUAGGGCUCUGGAAUCCAAAAAUACAGUUUGUUCAAACUUGAGGUUAUGUUUUUUAGGGAAAGCCGUUUGGCAAGAUAGGAAUUUUUCAAAAAGGAAUCCCUAGGUUCCUUGUUUCUAGGGUUCAACUACCUUUCCUGAGAAGAUUAGAGCCCAGGGGCUGAUGGAUUAAC